Molecule: messenger RNA, 381 nt
Organism: Trichomonas vaginalis G3
Lineage: Eukaryota; Parabasalia; Trichomonadida; Trichomonadidae
Product: spectrin binding
Exons: 1
Coding region: 1-381 (126 amino acids)
Source: RefSeq, a predicted model, not a curated record
AUGAAAAUAAUCCCAAAAACACUUUCUUUAUUAAUAUGCCUAAGAGCGAUGACUUUAAAUUUUUUAAUGUCUGAUCAAGACAUUCAUCCAAAUAAAUUCAGUGAAUUCCGAAGCAAAUACAAAUACUACAUCGAUUCAUAUAAUGCAUUGUAUCAGUUAAAAACGGAAAAUGAAGAAGAUUUAAACUCGAUUUACAAAAUGAUCAAGACAGAAUUGAUUGAUUCAAAGAAACAUCUUCCCCAAAAUAUCAUUAAAGAUAUUUUGGAAAUCAUAUAUUAUAAUAACCGCUAUACAAAGUCAUACUUGGAACUUGCCAAACAUAUAAUUGAUGAUUAUAAUGUUACAGAGAUCAAAAAUAUCAGUUCUACUUUAAACUUCUAG